Solanum lycopersicum (tomato) is the source of this 2609-nucleotide messenger RNA. Its product is annotated as protein trichome birefringence. Lineage: Eukaryota; Viridiplantae; Streptophyta; Magnoliopsida; Solanales; Solanaceae. The record is from RefSeq and is a predicted model, not a curated record. Gene Ontology annotation, molecular function: O-acetyltransferase activity. Gene Ontology annotation, cellular component: Golgi apparatus.
UUGAGACUUGAGAGUCCACAUUCCACACAACACGCUUUAAUACAUACUUACAAAGUUUCUUCUUCCUCUUUCUCUCUCAUUGCCAUUUACUGCCUUUUUCACUUCUCAAGGCUUUUCAUUCUUCUCUCUUCUUGUUUUCCACAUCUCAACUUAUAUCAAUACAUAGUGUUCCUCACUAAAAACUCUGUUUUUUUACACCCCAUUAAGCAGAUAUGGCUGAUACAGCAAAAUAUACACCAAUUAAUGGUGGAAAAACUCUGAUUACAGACCUGAAAACUCACUUCUCUUUUCUUAAAACCAAAAGAAGUGUUACUUGUGCAUAUGGGUUCAUGUUUGUUUUCAUUCUUGUUACUUUUUUCUUGGCUUUUAGUCCUUCACCCAACUCUUCUUCUCCAUGGUUCUCUAAUAUCUUCUCUUUAAGCAGCAGUAGUACUAGUUCUAGUAGUGGAAGUACUUUUUCUGAUGAAUCAUCUAGAUCUCACUUCUCUUCAGUUUAUUCUUACUUUUUCCCCAAUUCCUCACAGCAACUUCAAAAUUUUGCCAGCCCCAGAUCCCAAAAUUCUAAUUCUGAGCCUCUAAACAAUGAUUCACAUGAUAAAGUUGAAGUCUUGGAAACCCCCUUGAAGCCUUCUGUGAAUGUGCCAGCAGUAGCGCCAGUAUCUUCAUCUGGGUUGAAUCAAGAAUCAUCAAAUGUGAAAGAUCAGUUUAAAAGUAAGGGUUUUGAUGAUAAAAAUGGAGUCUUGGAGAACCCCUUGAAGCCAUCUGUGAAUGUGUCAGCAGUAGGAUCAAUAUCUCCAUCUGGGUUGAAUCAAGAAUCAUCUAGUGUGAAGAAUCAGUCAAAAAGUAAGGAUUUUGAUGAUAAAAAUGGAGUCUUGAAAAGCCCCUCGAAGCCUACUGUGAAUGUGUCAGCAGUAGCACCAAAAUCCUCUUCUGGGUUGAAUCAAGAAUCAUCAAGUGUAAAGAAUCAGCCUAAAAGUAAAGAUUUUGAUGAUAAAGUUGGAAAUUUGAAGGCAAAUCAGAGCAAAAAUCCAUUGGAGAAGUCAUCAGCAAGUGUGAAUCAGACAGCAAAAUCUGGUAGUGAGAGUAAAGAGAAGGAAAUUGCAGAAAAGGGAGUGAAGGGUAAUUUCACUUCCUCAUCUGUGAAAAGCCAGAGUGAUGGUACAAAUCUAGAUGUGUCUACAAAGAAGAAGAAGGAUGAAGAUUUGGUUAAGUCUUUGUUGAAUUGUGAUUUCUUUGAUGGGAAUUGGGUGAAAGAUGAGUCUUAUCCUUUGUAUAAGCCUGGUUCUUGUUCUUUGAUUGAUGAACAAUUUAACUGUUUUCUCAAUGGUAGACCUGAUAACAAUCAUAUGAAGAUGAAAUGGAAGCCAAAUGGUUGUACUCUUCCAAGAUUGAAUGGAACUCAUAUGCUGGAAUUAUUGAGAGGAAAGCGAUUGGUAUUUGUCGGUGAUUCGCUCAACAGAAACAUGUGGGAAUCCCUUGUUUGCAUUCUUAGAAACUCUGUUAAAGAUCAGAAAAAGGUUUAUGAAGAAUCUGGCAGACAACAUUUUAGGACUGAGGCUUCAUAUUCAUUUCUAUUUGAGGAGUAUAAUUUCAGAGUGGAGUUUUUUGUAUCUCCAUUCUUGGUUCAAGAAUGGGAAUAUUCAGAUAAAAAAGGAGUGAAGAAGGAAACACUUCGACUUGAUUUAAUCGGACAGUCUGCUGAUAAAUAUAAAAAUGCUGAUAUCUUAAUCUUCAACACCGGCCACUGGUGGACACACGAGAAAACUUCAUUGGGGAAGGACUAUUAUCAAGAAGGAAGUCACGUGUACAACGAAUUAGAUGUUCUUGAGGCAUUUCGAAAGGCUUUAACAACAUGGGGAAGAUGGGUUGAUUCCCAUGUAAAUCCUAAGAGAACAUUUGUUCUCUUCAGAGGUUACUCUGCGUCUCAUUUUAGCGGCGGACAAUGGAAUUCAGGUGGAGCUUGUGACCAUGAAACAGAACCAAUCAAGAACACAACAUAUCUAACUCCAUAUCCAUCAAAGAUGAAUGUUUUAGAAAGAGUUCUAAAAGGGAUGAAAACUCAAGUCUCAUAUCUCAACAUCACAAGAAUGACAGAUUUUCGAAAAGAUGGUCAUCCAUCAGUAUAUAGGAAACAAAAAUUUACAACUGAAGAGAAGAAAUCUCCAUUGUUGUUUCAAGAUUGUAGUCAUUGGUGUCUCCCUGGUGUACCUGAUGCUUGGAAUGAGUUGCUAUAUGCCAAGAUUUUAGUAAAUCAACAUCAAAAACAACAAGACUACAACAAGUCGUAGAGGGUCGGGUCCAUUAUUCAUCGAGUGUCACACUAGUAAGCCUCAUUGACCCUCGUGAAUUUCUCGAUUAUAUAUACAAGAAUAUCGGAGAGUAUGUUUAUAGACUAUAUAAAACGAGAGUUGAGAAGCUACCCUCAUUCUUUCCGUUAAGGGGGAGCCUUGAAGCAACAAUAAUGUUGUCUUCAUGUAAUCUAUACGUUACUGGUUCGAGCUGUGGAAUGAAUUAAUGAUAGUAUCAUAUCAUGUAAAUUAUAUUCUUAAAUUAUUUACAUUAUUUAUUUUGAAUAAUUUAAUGAAUUAUACGAUUAAUUAUGUUUGGAU